GAGAUGCGCAAAGAACGAAAACUGGUCUUUCGCAGUUAUGGACUUUGGUGAACUGCGGUAUAGAAACGCAAUUAUAUCUAUAGGGUGAUCUAUUGGUAGAACAUGGUAUUUGUCACGUAGGCAGUCACGUGCAAGGAUCAGCGCCUCUGUAGACUUUGUAUAGAACUUGACAUUGUAUUGGUUUAUAUUAUUACUGUCAUUAAGAAGAAAGAUGUUCAAAACACCGGAAGUAUAUUUGUCAAAAUUUUGUAGCAUGAAAUGAAAAUAAAGAACUGUGUUUCACUCCAGCUAUUGAUAAAAAUUUCUACCGAAUGUAUCAAAAAUCGGGUGAUAUUUUGAUGCAUCUUACGGGAUUUAUGCGAACUAAGAAGUACAGUUACCACUGAAUGACGUGUUGCGUGUAUUUCUUGAUUGUAAAUUGUAAAUAUAUUGAAAGUAGGUUAAUUAGAUAAUAUAAUAAACGUGUAGCCAUGACAGAUGAACUGAAGUUAGAUCACCGUGCAAAAAAAAGGAUCAAAGAGGUUAAAAGAAAGGCUAGACCAGUAUCACUAGAAGUAAUUGAGACAACGUUUGUCUUCUUAAGAUGCUCGUCAUUAUAAACAGAAUUUGGAAAUGUGAUACAAGAACGAACUGUCUUUGCCGACCUUGGAUGAUGUAACUCCAAAUUUACUGAAAGUAUUAUGAUACAGUAUAAUACGAUGCACUUAUAUAACUUGGAGAUAAGGUAGCUUGGACUCAACAUGGCUACAGUAAAAAUUUUGAACCUUUUUGGAACGUUAUGGACAAUGUAGAUCGUAUAGAAGAAUCCAAAGUAUCUACAGAAGAAUUUAUAGAAAAAUAUGAGAAACCUUACAAGCCUGUGAUAAUUCAAGGUGUUCAAAAUGGCUGGAAAGCCCAAUACAAGUGGACUAUAGAGAGAUUAGUCAAAAAAUACAGAAAUCAAAAAUUUAAAUGUGGAGAAGAUAAUGAAGGAUAUAGUGUAAAAAUGAAGAUGAAAUACUAUGUACGUUAUAUGCUUAAUAAUGAAGAUGAUUCACCUUUGUACAUCUUUGAUAGUUCCUUUGGUGAACAUCCGAGACGAAAAAAAUUGUUAGAAGAUUAUGUUAUACCUUUGUAUUUCCGCGAUGACCUUUUUCAAUAUGCUGGUGAGCACAGGAGACCGCCAUAUCGCUGGUUCGUUAUGGGACCUGCUAGGUCUGGUACUGGGAUACACAUAGAUCCAUUAGGAACCAGUGCCUGGAAUGCACUGAUUUCGGGACACAAAAGAUGGUGUCUCUUUCCUACACACACCCCUAGAGAGCUUCUCAAAGUAACUGCAGCUGAAGGGGGUAAACAAAGAGAUGAAGCUAUUACGUGGUUUUCUAUUAUUUAUCCUCGUACAAAGUUACCUACUUGGCCACAAGAUUGUUUACCAAUAGAGGUUUUACAAAAUCCGGGUGAAACUGUGUUUGUUCCUGGUGGUUGGUGGCAUGUUGUUUUAAAUCUCGAUGAUACUAUAGCAGUUACUCAGAACUUCUGUUCUCGUACAAAUUUUCCAGUAGUAUGGCAUAAAACUGUGCGGGGAAGACCAAAAUUAUCACGUAAAUGGUUAAAAGUACUCAGGGAUAAAGAACCAGAAUUGGCAACACUUGCUGAAACAAUAGAUGUAAAAGAAGAUACGGGUGUUGCCAGUGAUUCUUCUAGUGGUUCUUCAAGUAGCUCCUCGAGUAGUAGUAGUAGUAGUCAAUCAGAAGAUAGUGCUGAUGAUAGUGGUCAAGAAUCACUGACAACUCACAAAAAGAAGAAAAGAAGAAAACUAAAUAACAGCCAACCCUGACAAUAUCAAGCAUUUGGGACCUACAGAGACCUCAGACUGUACAGUAUUAAUCAACAAUUAUUGUUUGUACUAAAAGUAAAUAUUAUAAUUAUUACCACCUUAAUGUUCAUAAUAAAAUAAAUGCUAGGUAAUACCAAA
Messenger RNA from Osmia bicornis bicornis, 1954 nucleotides. RefSeq names its product bifunctional arginine demethylase and lysyl-hydroxylase PSR (gene PSR). Lineage: Eukaryota; Metazoa; Arthropoda; Insecta; Hymenoptera; Megachilidae. Gene Ontology annotation, biological process: phagocytosis. The transcript has 7 exons. Bases 779 to 1816 code for a protein of 345 amino acids. The record is from RefSeq and is a predicted model, not a curated record. Gene Ontology annotation, molecular function: histone H4R3 demethylase activity; P-TEFb complex binding. Gene Ontology annotation, cellular component: cytoplasm; nucleus.